AUGACAUCAAAACUAGCCACCAGGUUGUUUGUAGAUAAGGUGAGAAAAACACUAUCCAUGGUAGUCCAAGAGCUCAUGACUAGGGUGACUGAAGAAUUAAAUGUAGAUUUUAGUCUUAUACAAGGCUAUAUGACAAUGAAAAAAGUAAGAGACAUGAUUGAAGGCAGUCAUGAAAAACAGUAUGCAUUGUUAGAGGACUUCUAUGGUGAAUUGAGGAGAGCAAAUCCUGGAUCGACAGUGUUCGUUGAGACUGAUACGGAUGAGGAUGGGAUUAUUCAUAGAGGCCUGGCCUUAAAAGAAAGACUUUGGAAAUGCGCAAAAGCUUCUUAUGUUACCUACUGGAAAGUCGAAAUGGAACAGUUGGGGCAAGAAUCUACAGCUGCGCAUUCUUGGCUUGAUGAGAAAGAUCCCAAAACUUGGUGUAGAGCCCAUUUCAGAUAUGGAUUGGAUUGUGAUAUUUUGGUGAAUAACAUGUGUGAGUUCUUUAAUGCAGUAAUUAAAGGCGAGGUCAUUACCAAUCAUAUCCAUGCUGCAGACCAUUUAUUUGUACCUGCUGAAGAGGAUGGAGAGGAACAGGGAAGCAAUGUCCAAGCACGAAGAAAGUGGCAAUUAAGGGGAAUACCAUGUAGCCAUGCUGUAGCUGCCAUCAACAGUAGACAUGAAGCACCAGAGAAGCAUGUUUCCAACACCUACUUGAAGAUCACGUAUCUACAAAUUUAUGAACCUGUACUUAAUCCAAUCAAUGAUUCUAAUUUGUGGAAGCACAUAGACCUUCCAGUAAUGAAGCCUCCGACUUGCAGAAGACCUACUGGAAAGCCAAAGAAGAUGGGAAAAAAGGCUUCAGAAGAAGAAAGAUGGGACAGCUGUGUCAAUCCAACUAAACCUCGCAUGGUUAGCAAGGUUGGCACCAUGAUGAACUGCAGCCGCUGCAAAAAAUAUGGACAUAACAAAAAAGGAUGUCCAGAUAAAAAUAAGCAAACCAUUGAGGGGACAACUAGAAGUUUAGCAAAGGAGAAUAGUGAUAUUGGAGAUACAGCCAAGUACUAA
Molecule: messenger RNA, 1047 nt
Organism: Coffea arabica (coffee)
Lineage: Eukaryota; Viridiplantae; Streptophyta; Magnoliopsida; Gentianales; Rubiaceae
Molecular function (GO): zinc ion binding; nucleic acid binding
Source: RefSeq, a predicted model, not a curated record